Molecule: messenger RNA, 2709 nt
Organism: Pelmatolapia mariae (spotted tilapia)
Lineage: Eukaryota; Metazoa; Chordata; Actinopteri; Cichliformes; Cichlidae
Product: oxysterol-binding protein-related protein 6-like
Exons: 22
Coding region: 217-2709 (830 amino acids)
Cellular component (GO): membrane; intracellular membrane-bounded organelle; cytosol
Molecular function (GO): cholesterol binding
Source: RefSeq, a predicted model, not a curated record
CUCAGUAGCAGCCAGUCAGUGAUUAGUGGCCUUGACAAAUCCCCAGCAAGCACUUUCAGACCUGGCCACUCACGGAGCAGCAGCACGGGUUCUGGCAAGCACUCAAAACAGUCUCGUCACUGGGAGGUAGUGGAUGACUUGCAGCAUGUUGACAGGGGCUUGGUUCCAGGGUCAUCUGGAGAUCUCAGUAUUCCUGGGAUCUGUGAGGGCUACUUGAUGAAAAGGAGAAAAUAUCCGCUCAAAGGCUGGCACAAAAGGUACUUUCUGUUGGAGAAAGGCAUUCUCAAGUACUCAAAGACCCAGCAAGAUAUUCAAAGAGGGAAGCUGCAUGGCUCUCUGGACAUCAGCAUGGCUGUCAUGUCUGUGAAUAAGAAGACCAAACGCAUAGACCUGGAUGCUGGAGACAACCUGUAUCACCUCAAGGCAAAAAGUCAUGACAUUUUCUACAUCUGGUUGACCAAGCUGUGUGCCCAUCGUGUGUUCAGAAAAAAUGAGGCCAUGAGUGUCCACCGUGGUGUGCUUCAUGCGCUUUCUUUGGGCCAGAGCACUCUCCCGGCUUUCUCUCAGCAAAGCAGAGCAACAAUUCCUCACUAUGCCAGCUCUGCAUCGGUGUACCAUCCAGAGAUGGCAAGUCCUGCCCCAGCUGUUGCCAGUCAACCAGGUGUGACCAGCAAGGUAUCAGCUUGGCUGCAGCAGACCCACGACAUAGAUGCAACCUCCAAUGAACUGGCUCGUUGUCAGGCAGAUCUGACAGAACUGGCUCAACUUAUCCAGAGACUGAAUUGGCUGGAAGGAGGCUACCCUAUCACUAACACAGACCUGGAGAUGCGAAUCAGCAUGCAGAAUCUCUCCCUGGAAAAACCCAAGAAAAAGAAUGGGCGAAUUCCGGGUCACUCCAGGACUCUGUCUCGUGCUGAGGCCAUGGGGGGAAUGUUCACUUCCAGUCACCUGAGCACAAAUUCCACUUCUGUUCAGUCCAUUCCAAACUACGUCUACUCUCAGCUGUCCAAUCCUCAAGUCACCUCACCUGAAGCUAAGAAGCUCCACCAGGAGAUCUGCACUGCUUCUCAGAGAGUUCACAGUUCUCUAAAGUCCAUUCAUGAGGUUUUGACCUUGGAGCGUGAGAGACUGAGGCAAGCCUGGACUGGCCCAGACAUGCGACAGAACACCUCACAGCAGCUCGCUACCAUCUGUAGCACAUUGUCUGAGCUUGAUAUACAGUCCCAUCUGACCAAAGUCCAUUCGCUUUCCCUGUCCUCUGACUCUUCUGAAGAAUCCUUCUGCACUGUCCGUCCAGACCAGAGAACGCCUUCCUUAAGUCGUCACAGUAACCGUCCACCUUCAGUGGCAGAUUCCAUGGCAGAGUAUUUUGAUGCCAGCGAGGUAAUAGUGUGCGAGACUUCGUCAGAGGCCGAGGCUUCUGAUGAAUCGGGCCUGAGUGACAUUACCACCACUAGCACAUCAGAGCCUGAAGAAGGACAUUCUGCUGCUACUCUUAACUACAGAGAAAGUUUGAACAGCGCAAGUCACAAGCCACGCCCAGUGCCUCCUGAUACUGGUCGUCGCACUACUCUGCCUGCCCACUGCGCAGACAACAGCCACAUUGGCAUUAUGACCAUCCUCUACAACAACAUUGGCAAGGAUCUGUCCAGAGUGUCUAUGCCAGUUGCUCUCAAUGAGCCACUCUCAUUGCUGCAGAGACUCAGUGAAGAACUGGAGUACUCUGAGCUGCUGGACAUUGCCAGCAACAUUGAUGAUCCAUAUGAGAGGAUGGUUUAUGUAGCAGCAUUCUCCAUCUCUGGUUAUGCCUGGGCAUCCUGGAGGAAUCGUUACAAACCCUUCAACCCUGUCCUGGGUGAAACGUAUGAGAAUUACAGAGAAGACAAAGGAUUCCAAUACAUUAGUGAACAGGUCAGCCACCAUCCACCCAUCUCUGCUUGCCAUGCAGAGUCGGAAAACUUCACUUUCUGGCAAGAUCAGAGAUGGAAGUACAAGUUUUGGGGCAAGUCUGUGGAGAUCAUCUCUUCUGCACUGGUUAAUGUUACCCUACCCAGGUAUGGUGAUCACUAUGAAUGGAAUAAGGCCGUUACAUGUAUCCACAAUGUCCUGAGUCAGCAACGCUCUUUGGAGCACUAUGGUGAGGUGAUCAUCAGAAACACAAAGAGUGACGUGUGCACCUGCAAGAUUACCUUUGUCAAGUCCCGCUACUGGAGCUCGGACAGCAGUAAGAAUGAGGUGCAGGGUGUGGUUCUGGACCAGGCUGGGUCAGUGAUUCAUCGUUUCGGAGGUCUCUGGCAUGAAGGCAUUUUCUGUGAUACUCUACCUACACCAAAAUGUAUCUGGAAACCCAAUGUACAGCCUGAUGACUAUGUCAAGUUCUAUGGCUUCUCAAGUUAUGCCAGGGAACUUAAUGAACUGACUUCAGAAUUGAAGGCUGUCCUUCCACCUACGGACACACGUUUCAGACCGGACCAGAGGCUCCUGGAGGAGGGAAAAAUAGCAGAAGCAGAUAAAAGGAAGGAUGAGGUGGAGGAGAACCAAAGGGAAAGGAGGAAAGAAAUGGCCAAGAAAGGGGAGGAACACAUCCCCAGGUUCUUCAGAAAAUCGGUGGAUGAAGCUGGCAGAGAGGUGUGGCUGUACAAUGGGACAUACUGGAUGCUCCGCAAAGACCCUGGCUUUGCCAAUACUGAAAAUCUGGAUCUGUGGUAG